Molecule: messenger RNA, 2979 nt
Organism: Theileria annulata
Lineage: Eukaryota; Apicomplexa; Aconoidasida; Piroplasmida; Theileriidae
Product: coatamer, beta subunit, putative
Exons: 7
Coding region: 1-2979 (992 amino acids)
Biological process (GO): endoplasmic reticulum to Golgi vesicle-mediated transport; intra-Golgi vesicle-mediated transport; intracellular protein transport
Cellular component (GO): cytoplasm; COPI vesicle coat
Molecular function (GO): structural molecule activity
Source: RefSeq, a predicted model, not a curated record
AUGGAUGUAUCAAGUUUAUUUAUGGAUAUUAUAAGAUUUGCAUUACCAAAUAAUGAUCAUCGUAUUAAAAGACUUGUUUAUUUAUUUUUUCAAACUUUUAAUAUGUGUAAACAUGAUGGUACACCACGUGAUGAAGUUAUACUUGUCUGUAAUGGAUUAAGAAAUGAUUUAUGUUCACCUAAUGAAUAUGUUCGUGGUUCUGUAUUACGUUUAUUAUCAAAUCUUACUAUUUUCAAUAUUAUACAACCAUUAAUACCUUCAAUCAUUAUUAAUAUUGAACAUAAAGAACCUUAUGUAUAUCGUAAUGCAUUAUUAUGUUUAACAAAUAUAUCAGAACGUUUUGGUUCUGAUCUUAUAACAUCAUCAUUUAAAACUAUCGAAAAUUUUAUUACAUCCUGUGAUGAUGUAUUUGGUACUGUAAGAGCAUAUAAAUUACUUGAAACUUGUAAUCUUGAUUUAUGUAUACAAUUUAUACUUGCAAUUGAAUCAAAUAUAUUAAGUUUAUCACCAUUAAUACAUUUGGCUAUAUUAGGAUCAUUUGAAAAAUUAUCAAGUAUAAAUGAACAAAUAAAACAAAUGAUGUUAAGAAUUCUUACUAUUUUAUUACAAUUCUCUAAUAAUAAUUCCGUUUUAUUCUUCUCUUCCAAUUUAUUAAUCAAAUUCCAUCAUAUCAAUAAUAAAGAAGAAAUGAAAAUAUGUUGUAAAUGUUUAAUAAAAGUAUUAUUGAAUGAAAGUGAUUUGAAUAUAAAGAUGAUAAUAAUAGAUAAAUUAAUGAAAUUAAAUAAAUUAAGUAAUGAAAUAUUAUUAGAAAAUGUAUUAGAAAAUUUUAUAAAUGAAUUAUUAAAAGGAUUAAGUAUUACAAAUUUAAUGAUAUCAAAUAAAAUCUUAAACUUGAUAAUAAAAUUGUGUAAUAAAACAAAUAUAAAUUUAAUAUUAAAAAAUUUGUUAAAUCAAUUUAAAAAAGAAAAUACAAGAGAAUUUAUAAAAUUUCAAUAUUUAAUAUUACAAUUUUUUUAUCAAAUUUAUGAAAAAUUUUCUUAUCCACUAUUAAUUAUAUUAGAUGAAUUAAUUAAUUAUUUAAUUGAUAAUUUUAUUAUAUCAUUUAAAAUUUCUUUAUUAUUAAUUAAUACUAUUAACUCCGUUACGGGGUCAGGUACACCAGACAGUAAUGGACCUAAGGUUAGUAAGGAUAUUAAGGAUAUUACGGGUACUGCUGGAGCAAGCACCGUAACGGAUAGUACUAGUCCAACCAUGAGUACUACCAAUAGUACUAAGGAUCCUAUUGGAGCAAGCACCGUAACGGAGGAAAAUUCUACUACUAAAAUUGCUUCUCCCGGAAAGGGAGCAAAUGACACUUUUGAUACUACUGGAAAGGGAGCUAAUUUUACAGCCAUGGAGUGUACCAUGGGAAAGGGAGCUAAUUUUACAGCCAUGGAGUGUACCAUGGGAAAGGGAGCUAAUUUUACAGCCAUGGAGUGUACCAUGGGAAAGGGAGCUAAUUUUACAGCUACUAAGUGUACCGUUGGAGCAAGCACCGUAACGGAGGGAAAGGGAGCUAAUUUUACCCUUAUGAAGUGUACUAAGGGAUUACGGGAUAGUAGAGUGGAUAAUGAAUUGGUAGAUAAAAUAAUAAAGAAAAUAAUAAGAAUAAUAGAUAAAAUAAAAUAUAAAGAAGUAUUAAUUAAUUGUUUAUAUAUUAUUGGUGAAUUUUCACAAGAUAAUUAUUUCAUAUUAUAUUCUUAUUAUUUAUUCAAUAAGGUGCCCGUUACGGGGUUUCCCGUUACGGUGACUGGUGCUACUGGCAGUAAUGGACCUGAGGUUAGUAGUAUUGGAGUUGGUACAGUAGGAGCAAGCACCGUUACUGAGGAAAAUUCUAACAAAAUUGCUGCUCCUAAGGAUAUUAAUAAGGAUAUUGGAGUUAAUAUUAGUACUAAUGUAGCCCCUUUUGGGGCAGUUUGCCGUGGUACUGACCCCGUAACGGAAGAAAAUGAGUUUAAUAAAAUAUUAAUAAAUAAUAAAGAUAUAUUAUUAUAUAAUACAUUUGCUAAUACAUUAUUAAAAUUAAUAUAUAAAAAUAAUCGUAAGUUAAUAAAUAAGGAUCCAAUAUAUGUAGAAGGAUAUAUUAAAUUGAUUGGUAAUAAGAUAUAUUUUAAUAUAAAUAUUGAGAAUAGAAGUAAUGAGAUAUUACAGAAUAUAUCAUUAGAUUUAUCAACAGGUACAAAUAUGCAAUUGAUAUCAAAUAUGUUAAUAAUGAAUAGAAAAAUGAUCAAAUUAUUACCAAAUGAAAUAAUAACAACACAAGUAAAAUUCCGUAUAGAUUCAUCAACAAAUGAAAUUGUUUAUGGUUACGUAUAUUAUUCUACUUGUAAUACAAUUUUAUUACAAUGUUUAAGUUUCAAUCCAUUACAUAUUUCAUUAUAUAAUUUUAUUCAUAAAAAUUAUAUUUCUGGACAACAAUUCCGUCAUUAUUGGAAUGAUUUCCAAUGGGAAAAUGUUAUUAAAUUAAUUAAUAUCAAAUUAAAACCAAUAAAUUUAAUAAAAAUUAUUAUUAAAUUUACACAUAUGACUAUUAUACAUGAUUUUUCUCAUUACGGUGUUACAUAUCACGGGAAAAAUAGGUUUCUAAAUGGAGUUCACAGUGAUAGGUUAUAUCAUGGUACAGAUGGGAUUCAAGGUAGUAAUAGGAUAUUAGGAUUAGGAAUGGAAGGAUUAGAUAGUGGAAUAGGUAUUGGUAUGGAAGGAUUAGGAGAUUAUAAAGGAUUAGGAUUUGAUAGUGUAGAUAGUGGAUUAGAUGGACUAGAUGGAGGAGAUAGUGGAUUAGUAGAUAGAGAAUUGGAAGGUUCGGAAGGUUAUGAAUUGAAUGAAAUAGAAUUAGAAGAAUUAAAAGAAAAAUUAUUAAAUGAAUCAUUUUUAUCAAUAAACUUUUUUUUAAAAACUAUUUUUGGUAUCCGUAACGGUGACUGGUACACGGCUCACUAG